UACAGCUUAGUCCAAAGCCGACGCUAGCGGACAAGGCGUAUUUAACGCAAAAGUUUAGAAACACGGAUUCGUUGUCUCAAGUGGAAAUAAGAGGGGCUGUUUGUAACAACUUGAACGGCUGUCUGAGUUACGGAUCAUGGCUAGUCGUAGUAGGAGUAAUAUGUAGAGUUUUGGGCGUUAUAUUAAAGCUUCACUUCUGCGGAGCCCAACUCGGUGUCUUCUCACGGAUCAAGAUGGCAGCAGCGCCACUGCAGGACCGGACUAUGGUGUGGAUCCACAUCGCUAACGUGUUCAACAACGCUUUCCGCUGUUCCAAUUAUUUGACUUACUGAAGGUAUGGCCUCACAAGUCUUGGUCUGCCCGCCACACCUGUGCCCAGCUCAAACAAGUGCCUUAGCAACUAGCAGCAGCGGUACCAGCAAACACACAGACAAACCCCACUGCAGCAACACCACCACCAGCAGAGCCUUUCAGCAACAUCCUCCACCCAAGACAUAUGUGAUUGGAGUCAACUACGGCAUAGCUUAUCCCAACAACGUUGUCCCAUCCUCAGCUGAGGCUAAUCAGGCAACAUCUUACAAGGCGGCAGAGGUGGAAGAGAGGGAGGAGAGCUCUGAAGAUCCAGCUGAGAACCGGGGACAGGAGGGUUUUUGUCAGAGCCGAGGCCCACAGCAAGUGAGGCUUCCUGGGGACAGUGGCGGAACUCCAGUUGGAGAAGGCAGUCUUGACUGUGGGCUGCUAAGAAGGGCCUUGGCUGGAGCAGAGGAAGAGGAGAGAAACAAAAGAGCCCAGGAGUUAGCCAAGGACUUGAACUUGCCAGGCGCUGCCCUGAGAUGCAAAUUGAGGACAGGUGAGGUUAGAGACAGACUGUGGGUGAAAAACUGCAGAGGGGCAAUGCAGAUUGUGGAGGACAUCUCUACCCUGCCUCCACUCCCUCCCCCUGUGGCCAUGUUGCAAACUAUUGCUGGGAACAACGCAAACAUUGUCAGGGUAGGUGCACAAAGAACAGGAGAUGUGGGGCUUGUGCAGCACAAUGGGGCUGGGACUGAGCUCGACACUGGUACUGGGGCAGCAGCAGGUUCUGAGGUGGUGGCUGGAACCACGUUAACCAGAACGGGGUCAGCUGAUGGGGAUUAUCAGUUGGUCCAGCACGAGGUUCUCUCCUCUAUGAAGAACAGCUAUGAGGUCCUUGAAUUCCUCGGGCGCGGUACCUUUGGCCAGGUGGUGAAGUGUUGGAAGAGGGGCACCAACGAGGUGGUCGCUGUGAAAAUACUUAAGAACCAUCCAUCAUAUGCACGCCAGGGACAGAUAGAGGUGGGCAUCUUGGCCCGAUUGAGUGGUGAGAAUGCUGAUGAACACAAUGUGGUGCGGGCUUUGGAGUGUUUCCAACAUCGUAACCACACCUGCCUGGUUUUUGAGAUGCUGGAGCAGAACCUCUACGACUUUCUCAAACAAAAUAAAUUCAGUCCACUGCCGCUCAACAUCAUCAGGCCCAUCCUGCAGCAGGUUGCGACUGCCUUGAAGAAGCUGAAGUCUCUGGGUUUGAUCCAUGCUGACCUGAAGCCUGAGAACAUCAUGCUGAUAGACCCAUCCAGACAGCCCUACAGGGUCAAAGUCAUUGACUUCGGCUCUGCCAGUCAUGUUUCCAAGGCUGUGUGCUCUACCUAUUUGCAGUCUAGAUACUACAGGGCUCCGGAGAUCAUUUUGGGGUUGCCGUUCUGCGAGGCCAUAGACAUGUGGUCACUGGGCUGCGUAAUCGCUGAGCUCUUUCUGGGCUGGCCCCUCUAUCCUGGAGCGCUGGAGUACGACCAGAUCCGGUACAUCUCUCAGACUCAGGGCCCUCCUGGUCAGCAGCUACUUAACAAGGGGAGCAAGACGUCUCGUUUCUUCUGUAAGGAGUCCGAGUACCCCUGUGCCUCCUGGAGAUUAAAGACGACAGAGGAGCAUGAGAAGGAGACGGGGCUGAAAUCCAAAGAGGCCAGAAAGUACAUCUUUAGCUGUCUAGAUGACAUCGCGCAUGUGAACUUGGUGCUGAGUCCUGACAGCAGUGACGUGCAGGCAGAAAAAGCCGACAGGAGGGAGUUUGUUUCUCUGUUGAAGACUAUGCUUUUGAUCGAUGCCGAGCAGAGGACUGUCCCCUCAGAUGUCCUUAGUCACCCCUUCCUUACCAUGACUCAUCUGCUCGACUACCCACACAGCAACCAUGUGCAGUCUUGUUUCCAUGUGAUGGACAUGUGCCACAGUCGACCCACCAGUGCAAUUUAUGAUGCCCUGAACCAGAACACGGUUCAGUUCUCUAGACCCCCUGUGGUCUCCUCUGCUUCCAAUGGCCUUCCCCUGGGCUACGGCAAGAUACCAGUAUAUACUCAGGCUUUGACCCAGUCGGCUCCCUCAGUGUUGCAUCCAGGGAUCGCUCUGCCAGCAGGAAAUGGCCAGUUUGGGUGCAGCGACUCAUUCCCGCCUGCACUUAUACUCUGUCCCCCGACCAUGCAAGCUAAUCUUAACCAGCCAGCAGGAUACUCUGUGCCCAUGGUGACUCAGGCCCCUGCCAUACAGCCGCUACCAAUGAGGCCCGGAGUAAUGGCACAGGCUUGGUCCAGCCGAGGGCAGCAGCUCCUUGUCCCAGCAGCCUGGCAGCAGAUGACUACAAUGGGUCCCCCUCCCUCUCAUCCUCCUCCUCCACCCCCUUCAUCCCUUACCAGUGACUGUGGGGCUGGCCCACAAAGGAUCAGCGACUGGGGGAAUGUGCGUCCUCACAGCAGCCAUUACAGCUCAGUGAUACAGCAGCAGCUCCUGACCAAUCAGAUGCCAGCUCUCUCUGCCCCUCAGCCAAUCAACAUCGGCAUAGCUCACGUUGUUUGGCCCCAGCCAGCCAACAAAAAGAACAGACAUUACAACAAGAACUCCUCCCACCCCAGCAACAGCCAUAUAUCCAUCUGUCGAACGCCAAAGUUGGCUGACAUUGUAGAACAGGCAGUGGCAAAAAGAGAGCAACCUCAGCGGGGGCAGCCUCUUGAAGAAACCAGGAAACAGGAAGUUUCAGAUACAGAUGAGGAGGACAAUGACUCGGAAGAGGAAGGGAGCUGCUUCAAAGAGGGUGUGCUGAAUUCGAAGAGGCGACUGGACUAUUCUACCCAGCAGCAGCGUGAAGUCGCAGUCAUAAUGGGUGACACACCAAGCCCAGCCCCGAGUGUAGUCAGCAUCCACAGUGAACCAACAGAUGGUGAAGAAGAGGCGGAGAAUGAAGAUGGUCAGAGGUGCCAUCUGAGAGGGUGUAACAGGGAGUGUGUUUGUGAGGCUUGCAGAAACACCAGUGUGUCCAUGGAGAGAGUGUGUUCCCUCAGCAGCCCUGACAGCAGCCUCAGUACCGGCUCCUCUGCCUCCAACUCACUGCAGUCCAGCCCCUCUCCCUCGCCAUGCAAGAGACUUAACAGCAUGUCAGAGGAUGAUGGCCACGGGAGCGGCUGCGACACAGUGGAGGGCUCGCCCACCUCAGACACAUCCACCUCCGCCCGUGAGAGCAGCUCGUACCGUUAUCUGAGCAACAAUAACCAUGAAAACCGCCCGAACAUGGCAGCAAGACGGGCUCUGCCUGCAGUGCAGGGCAAGAGUCCGUGCGGCGUCAGGACCAUGGUGGUUCCACCAAUGAGAGUGCAGAACAACAACAACAACGGCAGCGUGGGAACAGAAGAGCGAAUCGCCUUGGUCUCCUGGUCGCAGUCCAAAGGACGCUGCGGCCUUGCAGGGCGACAGAACGCCCCCUCUUCCGUGCCCCUCCUCCCCUCCCUGUCCCGUCAGCAGAGGGUGACGGCGCUCCAGCAGCAGAAGCAGUCUCUGGGCUUCAAACAGGUACAGCCCUACGGUUCCAACAAGGAAUGGAACGGCAACUACGGGCCCCUGCGACCACAUGCCUACAUCCCCCCAAGCGUUCACACGCACACCUUCACACAUCUACAACACAGCAGCCCUACUCACAACUCCUCUGCCCCCCACACACAUACCCAGGGCCUCCCCACACACACCCUGCUGUCCUACCCUCCCACUGGACCCCUCGCCGCCACACACCACCCGCAUCCCAUCCUACCUUCUCACCCUCCCCCUCCCACCCUCCUCCAGGCGGGCUAUGGUCUCUCCCAUCCCCAAGGAGGCACUAUAGUUCACCAGGUGACUCUGGGCAUCAGCACCCACCCCCACCACCCUGGACACCCUCCUCCCCAUCCCCACAGGCUCCUCCCCUCCCCAACCAUCCACCCCCACCACCAGCCAGGCUACCCCCACCACCAGUUCAAGCCUCCUUUCCCCCCACCCCCCCCUCCUCCUCCUCCUCCUCCUCACCCCUACAUGGCCUCACCAGCUGCCUACACAGGCUUCCCCCUCAGCCCUACCAAGGUCCGCCACCACCAUCAGUUCUCCUAUAUCUGAGGAGCAGGGUGGGUUAUCGAAAGCAUCUCAUGACGAGGGAGGGGAACAGGAAAUUGGCUUGGGCGUUGACCUGGGCUGGCAGAAGCACCGGCAAAGCAAAAAAUGGACAUUUGUGACAAUAAAGAUGACACAGAGGAAAUUGCGGUAAUUGAGGAGAGUUGGUGGGGAUUAGAAGGAAAAACUAGCAAUGACGCUGAAACUAGCGUGAAUUUAUGUCGGAUUGAGGAUGAAAAUGAUACUGAAAAUCAAGGCUUUGGUCACCUCAUUUCCGCACACAAUUGAGUUGAGUUAUGAAAGAAAGGUGGACUCCUAAAGACCUCCUGUUGAAAUCAUGUCAGACAAUUGAGUUAAAUGAUGGGUUUAAAUCUACAAAGCUUUAUAAGAAGGUGACAUCACGUACAAGUGAAUGCAUUCACUAGGGUUGAUGAUUGAGAAAUUCGUUUCAUGAUGUGUACCUUCUGCAUUAUUUACUGUCAUGUGUUGCCUCUGCGUUCUGAGCAAGUUGGUCAGAAGCUGGACUUUACUUGGUUCUCUGUUUAGCCUUUGUUUCCCUUUAUCCCUGUUUGCCUUGUAGCGUGUGCUAGCUGGCGAAAUCUGUUUGUGAAGCCAUCCAAGUCUGUAUUAACCAGGACUCGACGUUCCUCUCUGUUCAUUUCAGGCAGGCCCACUACCGCCAACACCUUCUAGUGCCUUAAACACAGAGACAUUACUUCAGGAGUUUAUAGUGUGUAACGCUAGACGGGCUUGCAGCACUUGAAGCCCAGACUGUGUAAAAUGGAAACCAUGGUGUAAAGACCUGAGGAUUGUGCUUUAGGCAAUGUUCUGAUUUCAAAGUUCGGGCGUUGUUUUGUAUUCGAACUCAGUGGAUGAUUUUUAUUUUGGCUGGAGGCUAAACGUCUAGGGCUUAGACUGAAUGAGCUUUUUAUGUACAUACAGAAUGAUUUGAUAUUUUGAUAAUCGAUUUCUAUUCAUUAUAGUACUUAAUUCACAACAGUAUUGUCACUGUUUACUGUACCUGCAAUACAAUCGACAUGGCCUCUGGGUUGCGGUGUUUAGGCGAUGCUUGCGUUAAUGCAUUUGGCGUCUUAGAUGAGUGUACCGGGAGAGGCAUGGACUAAAAGCAAACAUACAAACAGGUAGAUCAGUAUGUUUCAUCCUAAAUAUGCUUUUCAGUGUUUUUAAAUAACCUUUGAACUUAUAGUAUCAUUGCUGGGCUUUUGGAGUAUUAGGGGUGUGAUGUUUGCUCUUAUUUUGUUCUUUUAUUUUCUUGUCGAGUCUGUAGGAGGUAAACUUCUUUGUCCCUAUGGUUUUUGAAGCUGGUUUUUGUCAUUUUUGAUACAUUCCUUCAGGGUGGAUGCAUAGCCUUGUUUUUCUUCUCGUGUUCUUGAUACCCGGUGUUUCAUAAGCUUCCGCGUUGUCUGAACGGACGCCUCCUGUCCCGUCAGCUGGUCUCGUGAUUCCAAUCAGCACCAAAGACUGCUCCGCCUGAUCAGUUCUCCACAGCAUCGGCGCUCCUCACCUUCUACUGGUCACCUCCGGCACGCCGCCGCCGCUGCUGCUGUCAUCCACAUAUCUGAAUAUAUUGUGAGAUAUAUCUAUUUUAAACAUGAGGUUGAGGUUUUAUUUUUCUUAGCUUUGUUUGGCAAAUUGUAUUUUGAAUGUAUAGAAAAUGAGCUGCUAUGUACUGAUUAUCUGCCACUUGUGUAGCUGUGAAUUUAGAGGACUAAUCUGUUCCUACCCUGCAUUCUUACUUUUGUAAUGGAGUUCUGAUGACUAGAUACAGUUGAAGUGGACAAAUUCUGAUGAUAGAGUAUACUGACUGGUGUGUCGAUAUGCUAGUGCCUCUGUACAUUUGCUUUGUUGUUUUGAAGUGAUUGUAAACUGCUGUAAUGGAAGUAUGAGUUUUCCUAUUUUUCAUCCUGUUGCUUUUUGGUGUGUGUGUGUGUGUGUGUGUGUGUGUGUGUAUGUGUGUUUGCAUCAGUAUUUCAUCCUCGAAUGACGUUUGGUUUCAUGCUCGCGUUCAGUAAUUACUGUGUUGUUUUCUUUUGUUUUUUCUAGUUCAGUUUCCGAUGAAGCGGCUUUUUGUCAUUGGACCGUAUUUACAGUUCUCUGUACUGUACUACUAGUGCCUUCUUUAAACGUGUGGUUCGUGUCUCGUUUGUGUGGUUUCAGCUAGACUAGGUCUUUCUACGGGGAUCAGCUCCCAAUACUCGCGUCACUCAGCCCAAAGUCCUACAUUUAUGAGAAGAGAAGCUCUGAAACAGUCUCGCGCUUCUGUAAUAUCCUAAGAAAGAACCAGUCAGGGAAAGUAAGUUGCGCUCUAAACAUCGAGAACAGCGUACACACACACACAUUAACACACACACACACACACACACACACACACACACACACACACACACACGGGGUCUGAACUCAGUAAAAGUGCAAAGCUCUAUUCUACGCUGUGAAUGUAUUCGUGGAACUCGAGUUGUCUUUCGGUUUGCUGAGGUGGCGUAGUAAAUAUUACGUUGUGUCUGUGUUGUGCUCUGAGAGCUCUUGUGUUAUUGGUUGAUAGUUUAACAGUGGGAUAUUUCAUAAUGCUUUAUCAGUUCACAUUUUUAAAGGUCCCAAAGUUGCCCCUUCAUAUACAACAUGUGCUCUGUUGUGUUGUAUUUUAAUGGUUUUGCUCUGUUGGUUGUUGGGCGUGUGCUGUGUGUUUGUCUCAUGUGUUACCGUGUUGACGAUCCCUGCUCUUGCAUGCAACAGUAGCAACAUGGGAGCAUGCACUGUUAGCUUGAAAUACAUUUUAGACUUAUAAUUAUAAUGCAUAGACUAGGCAUGUGUUGGUAUGUCAUGGCACAGUGAUCUUCACUUGACGAAGGUAGAUUUUUAUUAGGAGAACAAAUUGGUUAAUCUUAAUCCUGUGUUAAUUGAUUAGCUUAUGAUUUUCUUUCCGCUAAACACCUGUGAUGAGAUGUGCAUAUAUGUGACCACAGUAAUGUAUUAAACCAUAAUCCCCGGCAUUUUGGGUUGAUGACGUAGGAUCUCGCUAAAAGUAAUCCCGCCUGCCUUAUAUUUAGUUAUGUCAUCGGCGUAUCUGCAGAUAAAGCUGUGCAAGCACACGGUGCCCAGCAGCCUCGUUCAGCUUUCACCUUUAUUUUAUAAAGAACAUUUAAAAACAAGCGCAGUUGACCAAAGUGCUGUACGAUAGAAUAAAUAAAUAACAGAAAAAAAGCAGUACAGAUAACAUCACCAUCGCAUAAGCACACACAAGUAAACAAGUACAGGAACAGGUGGAAAUUUUAAAAAAUAGAAGAGUAAAAAGUGAAACACUAAACACUCGAGGAUUGUCAGAGGCCUGAGAAGACUGUUGUGUAGUAGUGCAGGUCAGAGGAUUUUCAUCAGUGUUGCAGGAAUUAGCCUGCAGCCAUUUACUGAUCUGGUGACGAGGUCCCAGAAUGCAGCAGCACUUCUUUUGGGCUCCCAUGUGAGAAAGUAAACGUUUGGAUGACCUGAGGUCUGAAAACUGGGCUGAAAAGUGACUAGAUGUGUAGCUACAUGGUUCCUUUGGACAGCUGUGGAGUUUGUGUCGCACCGCUUCGGACUUACUGCGUUGACAUUUGAUAAAGCCAGACCCCAUGUAGACACCACUGCUAGAUCCCAGCUGUUACUGUUUUAAACCUGCAGAUUGUGUGGCUUUGAUUUCUUUUUGUUUUUCCUUAAACGCUACACUAUAUUGACAUGUAGCAACUGCACUGUGCAAUAUACAAUAUAAGGACUGGGAAAAUGAUGUGUGUUUGGAUGUAAUAUGUGUCUUAAAAGUUUGCGGUCAUUUCUUUCCCCUUCUAGUUCUCAGUGAGUUUCAAUGUGACCAAGUCGUUUGUACUUUGUCACAAAAAGCGGGUUCCUUCAUGGUGGCUCUUAUUGGUGAGUGUCAAAUUAUGACUUGAUGGUGUACUAUGUAAAGAUUCACUUUGAAUUAAAAAAAAAAGGAUCUUUUG
Lampris incognitus (smalleye Pacific opah) is the source of this 8405-nucleotide messenger RNA. Its product is annotated as homeodomain-interacting protein kinase 3-like. Gene Ontology annotation, cellular component: nucleus; PML body; cytoplasm. The record is from RefSeq and is a predicted model, not a curated record. Lineage: Eukaryota; Metazoa; Chordata; Actinopteri; Lampriformes; Lampridae. Gene Ontology annotation, biological process: peptidyl-threonine phosphorylation; peptidyl-serine phosphorylation. The coding region runs from base 337 to 4422 and encodes 1361 amino acids. Gene Ontology annotation, molecular function: protein tyrosine kinase activity; ATP binding; protein serine/threonine kinase activity. The transcript is spliced from 18 exons.